UUCCUCCCGCCCCUCCUCUGAAAAAGCUCCUCAAUGUAAAACAUUCCCAAGUUACAUCAAGAGGAGCGCACAACGGAUUACACCAAAAGACAGUGCGUAACUCCAGUCACAUGAUAAAACAUGUAUGAAUUCACAGAGAGAAGUGCAUUUUAGUCUGUUUUAAGGUUUUAUUCAGGGAAUCGUAACUCAAACUUCAUAUUUCAACAAGUUUAAGUCGUGCGUAAAAUUUGGCUGAGAUGGUGCCAAGUGCGUUAGCGAAGAUAAUGCCUCUUCUGUCGUGGGGUUACUGCGUGUUAGCCUCACAUGUGGCUUUUUCCAACUUUUCGUUGGACAACGACGUGCGCUCCAGCUUCAUCCAGAGGCGGAUGCGGAGCCAGGAGCGCAGGGAGAUGCAGCGGGAAAUCCUCUCCAUCCUGGGGCUGCCGCACCGUCCGCGGCCGCAUGUGCGCACCAAGCACAACGCCGCCCCGAUGUACAUGUUGGACCUGUACAACACCAUCUCCACCGACACACAUCUGCCCGGAUACUCUUACUAUAAACCGGCUUUAGCCACCCAGACUUCCCCCGUGGUCACCCCGCAGGACAGCCGCUUCUUGGAUGACGCAGAUAUGGUGAUGAGCUUUGUCAACCUCGUUGAACAGGAUGAGCAUCUUCAUUACCAGCAGCACCGAAGGGAAUUCAGAUUUGAUCUCUCCCGUAUUCCAGAGGGAGAGGCUGUCACUGCAGCAGAGUUCAGGGUUUACAAAGAUUUCAUUCAGGAACGCUGUGAAAAUGAAACAUUCACAGUCAGUGUCUACCAGGUCCUGGAGGAGCCUCCAAACAGUGAAAUGGAGCUGAUGCUGCUGGACCAGCGUGAGGUGUGGGCGUCAGAGGAGGGAUGGAUGACCUUUGACCUGACAGCCACCAGUAACCUGUGGCUGGUCAGACCUGAACAGAACCUGGGUCUGCACCUGGUCCUGGAGGACAGCCAUGGACAGAGGAGGAACCCACGCCUCGCAGGGCUGGUGGCGGGCGGAGGGUCCCAGGACAAGCAGCCCUUCAUGGUCGCCUUCUUUAGAGCCAAUGAGGUGCGUUUACGGAGCAUUCGUUCCGCCCACAAGGGGCGCCACGGUAAUCGCUCCAAAUCCCAGAAGACAGCCCAAGAUGCACUCAAAGCAGUGGAGGCAGCAACAGAUAAUCUUGGGUUCUCUAAACACGGAUGUCAAAAGCAUGAGCUGUACGUCAGCUUUAGAGACUUAGGAUGGCAGGAUUGGAUCAUUGCACCAGAGGGAUAUGCAGCGUAUUACUGUGAGGGAGAAUGUGCCUUUCCUCUCAACUCCUACAUGAAUGCCACUAAUCAUGCUAUUGUGCAAACUCUGGUGCACUUUAUCAACCCGGAGACGGUGCCUAAGCCCUGCUGUGCCCCAACACAGCUCCAUGGCAUCUCUGUGCUCUACUUUGACGACAGCUCCAAUGUUAUCCUUAAGAAAUACCGCAACAUGGUGGUGAGAGCCUGUGGCUGUCACUGACCUCCCAACCCCACCUAGAGAAGUCUUUAAAUCCAGUGGGACACUUAAGAAAGUUAAAAGUUGAUGAACCAGAGAUGAGAUGAUUGACUGCCUGGUCACCAGGGAGCUGCUGCCACAGGGCCAGCUUUAAUCUGGUGUGUUUUUAUGGUCAGCAGCUGAGCCGCCCAUGCAGUAUUAACCACUACCACAGUCCAGUACAUUGAUAUAGAGUGAUUUGCCGCAGAGAACUAUUGAACACAGGCUAUUGUCCAUUGUUUUUGCUUCUUUGUGUGGCUAGAAAAUGCACUAAAAGUAUGUGCAGUUACCUCAGAGACUCGACCAAACAGUAAUUGCUCGGAAGAUCAUGUAACACAUACAAUAUCUGCAUUAGAAUUCAGUUUUAGAGGGCGCUAUGAUAUGAAAUGCAGCCACAGUGGAGAUGUGCAACUGAUAACGGAUUUCACAGUUCAUUAACUGUGAAAUACCAUUUUGCUGUUGUACCGCUGUACCUUGUGUGGUGGAGCAGCUGCAUGAACCUUUGUUCUGAUGAGAGAGAGAAAAAACCUCUGUAUUCUCAAACAGACUUUGCUGGUUUUGUUCUCAUCAGACAAACAAGGUCAGGUUUAAGACAUCUGAAGCUUGUCCUUGUGUUGCUGAUGUUGAACUCGGUGAGGAAUGACAGCCCAGACGGUUAAUAACUGUGUGUGACUGAAAGGUUCGGCCACUGGGCCUAAUUUCCUGGUGCAGAUAUAUACAGUAUAUUACUGUACCCGUGCAAGGCAUCUGGUCUGCAGGACAACAGCGAUUAAUUUUCAUGAGACAGACAUCAGAAUUUGCACCAUCACCUCUCUGCAGCUGUAUCAGCUCAGAGCUGCAGGUACGCAACUUGAGACCGUAAGUCAUUUUACUUUUUUCUUUCUUUUUUUGUUUUUUAAAGAAUAAAGCA
Molecule: messenger RNA, 2433 nt
Organism: Sphaeramia orbicularis (orbiculate cardinalfish)
Lineage: Eukaryota; Metazoa; Chordata; Actinopteri; Kurtiformes; Apogonidae
Product: bone morphogenetic protein 7-like
Exons: 7
Coding region: 237-1508 (423 amino acids)
Biological process (GO): BMP signaling pathway
Cellular component (GO): extracellular region
Molecular function (GO): growth factor activity; cytokine activity
Source: RefSeq, a predicted model, not a curated record